AUGAUCUUGGCCCUCAGAACAUCUUUGUCUGCCCGCAGAGUUUUCGGAUCGUUGGUAUCAUCGAUUGAGAGUUUGCAGGCUACUUUCCGCCUUAUUUUGAGCUUCCCCUGUGGAGGGCCAGCGAUUGGGCUGAAGAGCAAGAAAUAUACAAUGAAGCUAAUUUGCGUGAACUCGGAUUUUUUGGGCUCAAGCCAGAGGACCUGGAAGACUUCAGUCUACCACCCCAGGAGCAUAAUGGUUAAGAUGGGGCGGUCAACGCGUCGCGAGUGGAAAUUGCCACAAGGUUUUUCGACGCAGCCACUGCGUUAA
Molecule: messenger RNA, 309 nt
Organism: Pochonia chlamydosporia 170
Lineage: Eukaryota; Fungi; Ascomycota; Sordariomycetes; Hypocreales; Clavicipitaceae
Exons: 1
Coding region: 1-309 (102 amino acids)
Source: RefSeq, a predicted model, not a curated record